Molecule: messenger RNA, 1605 nt
Organism: Penicillium oxalicum
Lineage: Eukaryota; Fungi; Ascomycota; Eurotiomycetes; Eurotiales; Aspergillaceae
Exons: 2
Coding region: 1-1605 (534 amino acids)
Biological process (GO): galactose metabolic process; carbohydrate phosphorylation
Cellular component (GO): cytoplasm; cytosol
Molecular function (GO): ATP binding; galactokinase activity
Source: RefSeq, a predicted model, not a curated record
AUGUCUGCCCCGCAAGAGCUCGUUCCCCAAACGGAGUCGAUCGCCGAAGUCUACGCGACAGACGAUGCGUCGGUGACCUCAGUCGCACCUGAACACCAGCAGCGCUGGAAUAAUUUGAUCACUCAAUUCAACAAGCAGUAUGAUCAUCGGCCGGAUUUUGUGGCACGCAGCCCGGGUCGUGUCAACAUCAUUGGUGAGCACAUUGACUACAACCUCUACGAUGUUCUGCCCACCGCCGUGAGCGUCGAUGUGAUCAUGGCAGUCAAGGUGGUCCCUGCCGGACCAUCGGGCACGACAAUCAAGAUUGCCAAUGUGACCCCAGAAAAGUUCCCUUCGCGCGAGUUCAGCGUCCCUCAAGGCGCCGACGUCGAGAUCGACCCGAAGAAGCACGAAUGGGUGAGCUACUUCAAGGCGGGUCUGCUCGGUGCAGUCAAAUUCUUGCGAAAGGAAAAGGCCGACUCCUUUGCCCCGGUGAGCAUGGAGAUUCUGGUCGACGGCAACGUGCCUCCGGGGGGUGGUAUCUCGAGCAGCGCCGCGUUUGUCUGCGCCAGUGCCCUCGCGGUCAUGAAGGCCAACGACCACAACGUCUCCAAGCAGGACCUCCUAGACCUCGCGGUGGUCUCGGAGCGCGCCGUUGGCGUCUAUUCUGGCGGCAUGGACCAAGCAGCCUCGAUCUUCUCGAAGCGAGGAUACUUGCUCUACACCCAGUUCUUCCCUCAGUUCAAGGCCCAGCACGUCCCCAUUCCCAAGGCCACCGACGAGAUCACCUUCCUCAUGGCCCAGAGCUUCGUCACUUCAAACAAGGCCGAAACGGCGCCUCGUCAUUACAACCUGCGUGUGGCCGAGUGCACGCUGGCGUCGGUGAUCUUGGCGAAGAAGUUUGGUGUGAAAUUGUCCAAGGACAACAGCUCGCUGGGGUACAGCCUGCGCAACUUCCAGCAGGAGCUGAUGACCAAGGAAGAGCGUCUGCAGGAUCCUUUGGAGUACCAGAUUGACUCGGUCAUUCAAGCUGUCCAAGACGAGUUGACCCAGGAAGAGGGCUACACGCGCGAGGAGAUGGCUGCCUUGCUGGACAUGACCGUGCAGGAGCUCGAGUCAAACUUCCUGUCCGCAUUCCCCGUGCAGGCCGAGCGGUUCCUACUCCGCCAACGCGCUCUGCACUGCUUCAAGGAGGCCCGACGUGUGCUGGACUUCAAGGCCUGUCUGGUCAAGGCAUCCGAGCUCGAUGACAAGCGGAUCCGCUACCUCGGUCAACUGCUGAACGAGUCCCAGGAAUCUUGCCGCACCGCCUACGACUGCAGUGCGCCCGAGGUCGACGAGAUCUGUGAGAUUGCCCGCCGCGCCGGGACCUGGGGCAGUCGAUUGACAGGAGCCGGAUGGGGUGGUUGCACGGUGCACAUGCUGCCCCAAGGAAAGGUGGAGGCCGUAACUACCGCUCUACGGAACGAAUACUACCUCAAGAAAUUCCCUGAUAUCAGCGAGGAAAAGCUGAAGCAGGCCAUGGUCAUCAGCAAGCCCUCCAAUGGCUCAUUCGUGUAUGUGAACCCUCAGCCCUUUACAUUGCCCCCCUCUCGAGGAUUGAAUGGAGAACUGACGGCCAUGUAG